AUGCCUAAUGCUGAGAAUGUGGCAGCAAAUGGAAAUGGAAAUGAAAAUGGUGGCCAUACGAUGCACGGAUUGGUUGAGCAAUUCCUGAAGCUCCAACCCCCGAAGUUUAUCGAAACUGGAGAUCCCGAAGAAGCAGAAUCCUGGAUCGAUGAACUCCAGAAGGCAUUUGAGCUUUUGAGAUCAUUCAACGGAAAGUAUUUUUCCGAAUGUGCUCAUGACCGAAAGAUGAAGGAAUUCUUGCAACUUCAGCAGAACAACAUGACAGUCGACCAGUACGAAGCAAGGUUCGCUCAAUUAUCGAGGUACGCCCUUAAAUUUAUUGAAGAUCCAGUGGAAAGGGCAAAAAGAUUCCGAGAUGAUUUGAGCCCAGACAUCCAGAGACAGUUGGUGCCGCUGAACCUCAAGAAUUACAACGAGCUGUAUGAACAAGCCCAGCUGGUGGAAAAAGAGUCCCUGGAACGAGUUGCCACUGCGACUAACCAAGGAAAGCCCUAUCAUCCGGCUUCUCAAUCCAACCAGUAUCAUGACAAGAGACCGAUGUCGGGAGAAAACCGUUUUUCCACUCCCAACAAGAAGAUAAAAAAUCAGAAGCCAAUUUCCACUGCAGGCGAUGCAUGCCAUACUUGUGGAAGGUUUCAUGGAAAUGUUCUGUGUCCAAAACAGACAGGAGCAUGUUUCGGCUGUGGUCAACAAGGCCACCGCAUAAAGGAUUGCCCGUAA
Syzygium oleosum is the source of this 720-nucleotide messenger RNA. RefSeq lists its product as uncharacterized. The coding region runs from base 1 to 720 and encodes 239 amino acids. The record is from RefSeq and is a predicted model, not a curated record. Lineage: Eukaryota; Viridiplantae; Streptophyta; Magnoliopsida; Myrtales; Myrtaceae. Gene Ontology annotation, molecular function: nucleic acid binding; zinc ion binding. The transcript has 2 exons.